GACUAGCUCAUUCACCGACAAGACAGAGAGAAUGACAUUCAGCUGGGAUUUAGCUCCUCUUUCCCUCUGACUGCUGGAUUUGUACAAAAAAAAUGUACACAAAGGAACUGAUCUACUGAGGAUUUGCCAGAUGAAUCCAAACAUGGCAGCUGUACAUUCAUUCAUUCUGUUUCAAAUGUUCUUCGGAUUUUUACACCAAGGUUUGGCUUUGAUUUCAGACUACAAAUUCUGUGGAGAUCCAGAAUGUGAAAGAAUGAUAAGUCGUGUGCAGGCACAGAGAGAUCAUGUUACUAAAGACUGCCGCUUUCUAAACUUUAAAAAAGGAGAUAUAAUUACCGUUUACUACAAACUCACUGGAAAAAGAAAUGAUCUUUGGGCAGGAAGUACAGAGAAGCUGUUCGGAUUGUUUCCAAAAGACGCUAUAAAAGUUGAUCAGCUAUUUAUUGAUGAGAAAAAGGAAAUCCAGGUGCCGACCCAGGAAUUUGACUUCAUGUGCUUUGAUGAAAAUGGUGUAGUAAUUGAGCCCAGCACUGAAUUUGAUGAUACAGAAGAUUUGACACAAGAAACACAAGAAAACAAUAUCAACGAAGUCUACGAUACCCCUAACGAUGAUACAGAAGAGACUGAACCCAUCCAGAUUUCUCCUCAAGACGUUUCCAAUCAAAACAGCCCCGAGACGACAGAAAAAGGUGGGUCUUCGUGGAUAGGCUCUGCUGUUAGUGGAUGGUUUGGCAGGAAUGAACAAAGCAAUGCUGAACCACAGGAUGAAAGCAGCGAAGAAUCCUUCAAAAGCAGAAAAAUAGUGAUGGACAUUGAGGAGCGCCACGCUGAGGAGAAGGAAAACUCUGGAGCAUUUGGUUGGCUCAGCGGUGAAUUGACAAAUGCUUUCGGAUUCGGUAACCAGGAUCUCAAGACGGAUGCUCAGGAAAAUAUUGAUACUCCAACUGAUGAUAAGCAAACCAACUCCUGGAUGAGCAUGGGUAGAGAUGCCUUGGGCUUCGGUGAAGACAAUUCAGCUGAAACCGAAGCACAGAAAGCAGAAGAAAACCCAAACAUGGAGGACCAGAGCUUAAUUAACCCCAAUCAGAGCAUGGAAAACGACCCAGAUGAGGAUGAAAGUGAAAAAGUAGAAGAACAAACGGGGUGGUAUGGUGGUAUCUACAACCAAAUUACAAAUCUUUAUGGAGAAGAGCAAACUAAACAUGAUGAGAAUGAUGAUGAGAUCUUACCUGAGGAAAAAAAACCAGAAUUUGCUACAGAUAUUAAGAACAUUGAAACCAAAGAGUCCGAACCAAGUUCACAGUCCAUAUUUUCAGUCAGUGGCUUGGCAUCAGUUAUGAAGCUUCCGUUUCAGGAAGACGUGGUAGUAAAGACAGAUGAGGAACAGACAGGAAAAAGUGAAGAUCCAGGUAAGGGAGAUUUUGAUGAGGAACAAAGUAAUGAGGAUAGAGAAGAAAAAGAAAUGAUAACUGAUGUUAAUGAGCAGGACUCAGUCGCAACAGACACUGACAUGUUUAAUGAAACUCAGAUGGUGUCUGAUAAAACCAAAACUAUGGCUGUUACUGAAUCUGAUAGCACGCAACAACUAGAUGGAAAGUCCAAUGCAAGUGAGGAAAGCACAUUUACUUUCAAUGCUGAUGUUUUAGUAGAAGACGUGAAGCAAGAUGUGCAAAAUAAUGAGGCUGUAAAUAUAAGUAAGGAUGAUUAUAAUGAGAAACGAAACACUAACAAGGAUCAAGAAGAAGAAAUGUUGAGUGAUGUUAAUGAGGAAGACCAAAACCCAAAAGAUAUACUAGGUGAAACUCCUGACAAAACAAUGGCUCAUUUAAAAGAUAGCAUUGAUACUGAUAGCACUGAACAAAUAAAAGAAAGAUCUAAUGCUUCAGAAGAAAGCGCAAAUUCCAAAAUCCUUGAAAGUAAGUCUGCAGAUAAUUUAAAUGAAGUUAAAAAUGAAUACAAUGCCGAUGUGAUAGAUGUGAAGCAAGAUAUUGAAAAUAAUGAGGAAAAUACAGCAAAGGAUGUAAAUAUAGGUAAGGAAGAAAACACUAGGAAGGAUCAAGAAGAAGAAACAGUGACUGAUGUUAAUGAACAAAACUUAAAAACAACAGACAGCGAUGUGCUUGGUGAAAAUCAGCUUCUGUCUGAAGAAACAGUGGCUUUUUUAAAAGAUACAGCUGAAUCUGAUAGCACUGAACAGCUCGAUGAAAAAUCUAAUAAGACUGAAGAAACAUUCACACAUUUACGAAUCCUGGAAAAGAAGUCUGAAGAUAAAAGUGAAAAUAGCGCCGAUGUUUUGGAAGUGGAGAAAGAUAUGAGAGAUAUGCAAAAGGAUGAGGAAAAGUCAGCAAAAGAAGUCAUUUUAGGUAAGGACUUUUUUGAGCAACUGAAUGUGAUGGAGGAUAAAAUGUCUGAUGCUGACAAGCUAGAAUCAAUCUCAGAGGCUGAUUUAAUCAGUGAAACUCACACAUCUGAUGAAACAAUGAUUUUAAAAGACAGCGUUUCAUCUGAUGAUAUUAGAGAACUGAAUGACUCUUCACCAGACAUUAACAUUCAGAAUGAAAAUGAAGUUGAAUUGGCAGAUAAUUCAAUUAGUGGAGUUAUUCAAAGUGAAAACUACUUAACCGAUUCAGUUGAUGAUAUUUCACAAAGCAAACUGACACCAAAUCUAUCUGAUCAAGAAAAUGUAGACACUACAAAACAGCAAGAAAAUGAUUAUGAUCAAUUUAAUACAGAACGCAUCACUUCUGCUGAUACAUCAAAACAAUUGCAGGUAGAGAUACAUGAUCAGAAAUCCCAAGAAUUAAAUGUUUCCUAUUCAUACAGCGACUCUCAAACGGAGAUGGUCAUUAUUAGUGAAGAUGUAAAAGCAGAUGAGAUUUCAGAACUGACUGUGUCUGAUGUUUUAUUAAAUUAUGAUAAUGAAAAACAAUUAAAUGACAAAGAUGCAACAGAACAUGAUGGGUUAACUAUGGACAGAAAUGAUGGGUUAGUUAUGGACAGAACAGAUGUAUUAGUUAAUGAUCGGUUAGUUAUGAACAGAAAUGAUGGGUUAGUUAUGGACAGAACAGAUGAAUUAGUUAAUGAUGGGUUAGUUAUGGACAGAAAUGAUGGGUUAGUUAUGGACCGAACAGAUGAAUUAGUUAAUGAUGGGUUAGUUAUGGACAGAAAUGAUAGGUUAGUUGUGGACAAUAAAGAUGGGUUAGUUACAGACAGAAAUGAUGGGUUGGACAGAAAUGAUGAGUUAGUUAUGGACAAAAAUGAUGGGUUAGUUAUGGACAUAAAUGAUGGAUUAGACACAGGAGGAAAUGAUGAAUCGGUUAAGGACCAAAAUGAUGGGUUAGUUACGGACAGAAAUGAUGGGUUAGUUGUGGACAAUAAGAAUGGGUUAGUUACAGACAGUUAUGAUGGGUUGGACAAAAAUGAUGGGUUAGUUAUGGACAUAAAUGAUGGAUUAGACACAGGAGGAAAUGAUGAAUCGGUUAAGGACCAAAAUGAUGGGUUAGUUACGGACAGAAAUGAUGGGUUAGUUGUGGACAAUAAGGAUGGGUUAGUUACAGACAGAAAUGAUAGGUUGGACAAAAAUGAUGGGUUAGUUAUGGACAUAAAAGAUGGAUUAGACACAGGCAGAAAUGAUGAAUCGAUUAAGGACCAAAAUGAUGGGUUUGUUACGGACAGAAAUGAUGGGUUAGUUGUGGACAAUAAUGAUGGGUUGGACAGAAAUGAUGGGUUAGUUGUGGACAAUAAUGAUGGGUUGGACAGAAAUGAUGGGUUAGUUGUGGACAAUAAUGAUGGGUUGGACAGAAAUGAUGGGUUAGUUGUGGACAAUAAUGAUGGGUUGGACAGAAAUGAUGGGUUAGUUAUGGACAUAAAUGAAUCACUUAUGGACAAAAAUGAUGGGUUAGUUAUGGACAUAAAUGAUGGAUUAGAGACAGACAGAAAUUAUGAAUCAGUUACGAACAAAAAUGAUAGGUUAGUUAUGGACAGGAAUGAUGGGAUAGAGACAGACAGAAAUUAUGAAUCAGUUAUGGACAAAAAUAAUGGGUUAGUUAUGGACAGAUUUGAUGGGUUAGACACAGAUAAAUCGGUUAUGGACAAAAAAGAUGAAUUAGUUAUGGACAUAAAUAAUGGGUUAGUUAUGGGCAUAAAAGAUGAAUCACUUACAAACAAAAAUGAUGGGCUAGUUAUGGACAGCACUAAUGGGUUAGAUAUGGACAGAAAUUAUAAUUUAGCUAUAAAUAGAAAUGAUAAUGUAGUUAUGGACAGAAAAGAAGUACAAUUUGUUGAGGCAUUAUCAAAAGACAUCACAUUUGAUGAAGAAAAGUUACCAGAUUCAGAACCACUGGAUAUAAGCAAUGAAGAUGAAUUGAGCACAGAAAUAAAUUCACUUGAUGAAGGAAGAGAUCAAAUUCAUCUUGAGCCAAAUUCAGCCCCAAACACCACUAAUGAUGAAAUCAAUAAUACCAUGGAAUCGCAUGAUGGAUCUGUGGAGAAAGCAGGUAUAAGUAAGGACACUGAUUCAGAAAGAAAAUAUACAGAUAAGGUUAAAAUUCAUGAAGAACAAGAGGAACCAAAGACAGUUUCUGAACCCACAGAAAUUGAAUUUGAAACUAAAGAGAUUAAGGAGGACACACACAACAAAAAUGGAUACACAACAAACACAUCAGAAGGAUUUGGGGUCUCAAAGAAUGACGGUCAUGAUCUUGACAUUCCGGAAAAGACAGACAAUGGUAACAUUUUUAACACGGACUCAAAUGGACAUAAAGCAUCCACAGAACCAAAUUUAACAAGUCAUUUCUUCUCAAAGGAAGAGCCAGUUCUGGAUGACAGUACUAAUUAUAUCACACUUGAUCAAAAUCAGACUGUAGAGCAUAAAGAGGAAACUGCAAAUGAUGACAAUCAUCAAACCAAAUCAGAAUAUGUCAGAAAACGGGAGAAAAGAGACACAGGUGUCAUACAUGUUCAAAGUAAUGAUGCUGACAUGGCAGUGCAUUCACAAGAUGAACAGGAAGAGCAGCUUGGAAGACCUCAACACAAAAAGACUUUCAGUCAUUCUCCGGAAAACUUUAAAGUAUAUAAAAACUUACAUUUUCAUCUGAGCGAGCAGAACAUUCAAGAUCUGUCGGAUUUAUUUGGAGACCACAAGUUAUCAUGGCUCGAUUCCAAAAUGGAAAACACCCAUACGGGUCCAGAUAACAAUGAUCUUGAGGAACUCAGUGACUUUGAACAGCUGUUGGAGUAUUAUAUGAAGAUGAACACAAAACUGGGGCUUAUUCAGCAAGAUAACAGACCUGGCGAGGAUAAUGAUAAUAAUAAAGAAUAUCCUGCUCUACAAAAGCUGCUUACCCUUUUAUCUACUCUAAAAAAGACAUAUUCAGCUGCGAUAGCAGAUAUCAAUGUAGAAAGACAAGGGAUCAGCAAAGAUGAAUGUUUUCAUGAGGCAUGUCUAGAUGUGAAUAAGGACACGGUAAUUUCUUCAAAAGAGGUUGAAAAUAAUCCAGUUAUUGCAGAAAUGUCUGAUAUUAAUGACUUGAGCAGUCCUCAAAAUGAGCCAGUUUCUCAGAAGAAGGAGAUUUCAUCAAGUAGAGCUAUUGUGAAGGAUGUUCAGUCUGAGCAAAUAAGAAAAGAGGAGGAUUGGACAUCUUCUGAUAUCAAGAAAACUACUGCCCAAAACCAUGUCCUGUUCUCUGAGGAGCUCGUUGAAUCGCAAAAUGGGGAAGGGUAUUUCUAUCACAUGGCAGUUUUUGUUGAAGACACAAUUUAUGAAAUUGCAUCAAUAGUGGUCAAGGUUGUGUCUUCACUUCCUGAUGACAUUCGGCCUGGUCCUGACUUGUAUGGACUGCCAUGGGAAGCUGUGUUUUUCACUGGAUUUUUAGGUUUAUCCAUACUGCUACUGUUCACCUGCAGGUUCAUUCAGUCUAUCAAAAGUCGAUUAUAUGCAAGUAAAGAGAAGCAAAUGGCACAUAAAAUGGCUGAACUUCUUGACGAAAAGUGUAAAGUGCUGGAGACAUUCAGUGAGGUUAAACAGAAGUUUGAUAAACUAGAGUCCACACUGCAGAACAAUGGCAUGUCAGCACGAGCUGCAGAAAAGGACACUUUAGAGGUGGCAUCCCAGAAACUUGAACAAUCAAAUGCUCAAAUGAAAAAGGAAAUCGAAAGGCUACAAGAAGAGCUGUCUCAGCAAAACAAAGCAAGAAAACAGCAAGAGGAUCAGCUUGCCGAACUUGAGCAGAUUUUAAGGAAUUUAGAGGAGGAAGCUAAAGAGCGAAAGUCACAGUUAGAACAGGACAACACAACACUGAAGAUCCAUGAGAUCAACACAGAGAGACUACAGAAAAACCUGCUGGCAGCAAAAGAAGAGCAUACAAUGCUGCUUGAGAGUAAAGAACAGUUAAUGCAGGAGGCGGAGGGCUGGGGCGAACGUCUCAGUGAGCUGGAGGAGGAGAUGAAAAUGUGUGAAAGAUCUCAUGCUGGCAUGAUGGAGGACUGUGCUAAUAAAGAUGAUCGCAUUAAGUCGCUCACAGAGUGCCUUUUGAAGAUGCGAGAUUGGGAUUCAGAGGACGAGACCAGCAUCGACGGCAGCACUAAUAUAGCUGGUGCUGCGAAUGGAGACAGUUCAGAUUUCCAUCAGAAGCAAAAAGUACAGAAACUUAUAGAAGCGGCCAAGAUGAGUGCAGACUUGAAGUCCUUGGAGGAGGACAAGAACAGAGUGUUCGCCAAACUUGCAGAUGAAAUUAAAGCCAAAGAAGAUCUCCAUGAGGGGAUCAAACAGCUGGAGGAGCAGAAAGAGCUGUUGGUGUCCGAGAGUGCCAAUUAUUCAAGUGAAAGCCAGAAACUCCAGCAGAAACUCCAGAUCAUGACUGAGAUGUACCAGGAGAAUGAGCUCAAACUGCACAGGAUGUUGACGGUGGAGGAGAAGGAGCGUUUGCAGAAGGAGGAGAAGCUCAACAAGGCAGGCAAAAAGAUCAGUCUCGCUGCAGAGGAGCUCAACACUUACAGACAACGAGCUAAAGACCUAGAGGAUGAACUGGACCGGACUUCACAAGCUUUCAAGAAUCAGAUUUCUUCUCAUGAGAAAAAGGCUCAUGAUAACUGGCUUGCCGCAAGGGCAGCUGAUCGGGACCUGGCAGAUGUCAAGAGAGAAAACGCUCAUCUCCGCCAGAGGCUGACUGAUGCCCAGUUUAGGUUUGAUAUUCUUGAAAAGGACGUACGAGAGGGCAGACCUAUAUUUAGAGGUGAAAGAUCUCCUUAUGGACCCUCUCCUCUUGGAAGACCAUCCUCAGAAACACGGACCUUUCUGUCUCCACCAACACUAAUGGACGGCCCACCUCGCCUCUCACCACAGUUUAUGGGUCCAGGCAGAGCAUCCCGUGGUGUGGUAGAGCCCCCUAGUGGUGGGCCAGAAUUUGAGCGCAGUGGCCCUCAUUCUGAUAGUGGCUCGCUGUCUCCAUCCUGGGACAGAGAACGCAGGGGCCCUCCUGUCCCUCCAGGUCACCCUCUCCCAGAUCCGGGUUUGCCAUAUAGGAGGCCUCCUCCGGGUCCGUAUCCCAUGGGUCCUUUGCCUCCUAGACCUCCACUUCCUCCUGAGCAGUACUUUGGAGACAAAUCAGAUUCAUCAUUUCUAAGGAACAGCUCAUCUAUCAGUGAACAUGAGGGCAGAGAAGGCUCUGGAGAUAUGAGGCUGCCACCUGAUCCAGAUUCUCGAAUGGGACCUCUUCCUCCUCCCGGGCCUCCAUUAAUGUCAAUGCCUCCGCCGAUGGACCCAAGGGAUCCACAUUUUCCACACAGGGGCCCUUUUGGACCUCCGGAUUACUUUCCUCCUCGUGGGCCUCAUGUUCUCCCUAUGGGCAUGCGCGGGCCGCUUCCUCCAGGAAUGUUUCCCCGAGCUCCAGUGCCGUUCCCUCAACACAUGGGCUUCCUGCCACCCAGAGCCCCAUCCGACAGCUUCACCCACGGACCUCCACCCAGACCCUCUCCACCCGGCAGCGAACAGCCACCAGACCAGCCACCGGCUCCUCACGACGCCAUCUGAACGCCCGCUUCCUGCAGACUGCAAACCACUUCCUGUUGACAUGCUCAGGGCUGCUUCAUGAAGCCACAGCAGUCUCGUGAUUACACGCUGAGCUUUCACUUAAAGGGAUAGUUCACUCAAAACUAAACAUUUACUCACCUUUCACUUGUUUCUUUUCACAGGAGGUAUUUUGAAGAAUGUUCUGGUUUCAUUGACUAGAUUAGUAGUAUUUUUUGCUAUUAUUGGUGUCAGUGUAGAGCAGUUCUCAUCAUAUCCUAUUAAAACAUCGUAAGAGGAAAUAAGGUUGGAGUAAAUUGUAGUUUUUGAGUGAACUGUCCCUUUAAGAGUGUAAGCAUGGUGAGUUUAUGGAGGAAGCUGACGUCUGUCUUUCAGGAACAGCAGAAGUGCAGCAUUUUGUUAUUUUAAUGAACCUGGAGUUAACUUAUAAAGUCAACAGGACUGCUAGAUGCUCAGGUUUGUGAUGUUAUUAUGCUUUUUUAGUUGAUGAAAGGUCCUCAUGUUUGUCAAAUUGUGUAUAUAUAGGGUGUCUAAGAAGUAUAUAUUGUUAAUAGGAUAUCAUUGAAACAAAACUUUUGGUAACUAAUAAAUCCAACAAGUGAGUACACAGAGAACCGUCCAUGUAGCGUAUAUAUAUAUAUAUUUAUAGUUUUCCUUAAAUAACAGCUCAUGCCUUAAUAUGUGGUCUGAUGAAAUUAUGUACGUUAAUAAUAAAGCCGCAACUGAAAACGGAACU
Danio rerio (zebrafish) is the source of this 8762-nucleotide messenger RNA. The record is from RefSeq and is a predicted model, not a curated record. NCBI's taxonomy places the organism in Eukaryota, Metazoa, Chordata, Actinopteri, Cypriniformes, Danionidae.